AUGGCAUCUGUUGUUUACUUUCUAGAUAGUCGAGGAAGACCACUACUGCAUCGAGAUUACAAGUGGGAUAUUCCUACGAGUGCGGUGGAGAAAUUCCCUAUUCUUUUACUAAAGAAUUCUAAAAGCACAAAUGUGGAAGCCGAUUCAGGAUUGGAUGAUGGUGCCACAGCUCCAGUAUUCAAUGACGAUGGUAUCAAUUAUAUAUAUUUAACACACAAGAAUUUAUACAUACUGGCCAUGACAAGGGAAGAUGCAAAUGUUUUUGCUGUUUUAUGCUAUCUUCACUCCCUUGUUCGAGUUCUUGAGGGAUAUAUGAAAUCAUUGGAGGAAGAGUCGAUCAGAGACAAUUUCUCUAUAAUAUAUGAGCUUUUGGAUGAGAUGAUGGACUUUGGUGUGCCCCAAAUCACAGAUCAAAAGAUUUUGAAGGAAUACAUAACACAGGAGUCAUUUACCUUGAAGACAAUGCUUAGACCAUCCGGUAGUAAAAAGAGACCUGGUGCUACUACUGUCUUUAAGCAACGCGUUGCUCCUAUAGCAGUGACCAAUGCUAUUAGUUGGAGGUCACCGGGAAUAAAGCAUAAGAAAAACGAGGCAUACUUGGAUGUCAUCGAAUCCAUUGAUAUGCUUGUGAACUCAAGAAAUCAACUGUUGAGCUCAGAGAUACACGGUACAAUUCAGUUGAAAUCAUUUCUUUCUGGAAUGCCCGAGCUUGUGUUGGGUCUAAACGAGCGGUUUAUGAACAGUUGUAUUGACAGCAUUAAAGGUAAUGAUACAAACUCAAGAGCGAAAAUUGCUGGCAAAAAACCAAUCGAGGUUGAAGAUGUCAAAUUUCACCAAUGCGUUCGGCUAGGAAAGAUCGAAGCAGACAAAAUGAUAUCCUUUAUUCCGCCAGACGGAGAAUGUACGUUGAUGACGUAUAGAGUUCAUUCUCCCACCUUAAAGCCACUAUUUCUUAUUGAUUACAAGAUGCGGAAUCAUUCAAACACCAGAUUGGAAAUAAUGGUGAAAGUUAAAGCCAAUUUUAAGCCUCGAAUUUCGGCCAGACGACUCCAGAUUAGAAUCCCUGUUCCUCGUGAUAUUGAUUCACCAAAGUAUCAUUACAAUAAAGGUAACUUGAAGUAUUUGCCAAACGAAUCCGCCGUUUUAUGGAAAAUACACAAAAUUGAUGGCGGAAAGGAAUACGUGAUGAUAGCUGAAUUGAUGCUUCCGACAGUUACUGAUGAUACGGAUUUGGAGAAGUUUAGAAAAAUUCCAUUGAACCUUAAAUUCGAAAUGCAAGGUUUCGUCACCAGCGGCUUACAGGUGAAAUAUUUGAAGAUCCGUGAGCCUAAGCUUAAUUAUCAGAGUUAUCCAUAUGUUAGAUACAUUACAAAGAGCAGUGAUCAUUAUGAUGUGAGAGUGAAAUGA
Messenger RNA from Brettanomyces bruxellensis, 1407 nucleotides. RefSeq lists its product as uncharacterized. Lineage: Eukaryota; Fungi; Ascomycota; Pichiomycetes; Pichiales; Pichiaceae. Gene Ontology annotation, molecular function: clathrin-cargo adaptor activity. Gene Ontology annotation, biological process: vesicle-mediated transport; intracellular protein transport. Bases 1 to 1407 code for a protein of 468 amino acids. The transcript has a single exon. Gene Ontology annotation, cellular component: clathrin-coated vesicle; clathrin adaptor complex. The record is from RefSeq and is a predicted model, not a curated record.